This is a messenger RNA of Sphenostylis stenocarpa, 2244 nucleotides long. Lineage: Eukaryota; Viridiplantae; Streptophyta; Magnoliopsida; Fabales; Fabaceae. The record is from the annotation of a GenBank genome assembly.
AUGGCAACAGAAAUUUUGAAAGAAAAUGAGAGAAGAGAACACCUUUUGGAGUAUUGGAGGAAGGCAAUUACUGAGGCUUUGGACGUCUCAACAGAUGCAGUCUUUAAAUCCACCUUUAAAAUGCUAAAGGCUCAUAAUCAGAUAGAGAGCCUCGUGAAACAUUGGAAGGUGGCACUUUGUGAGGCUGCUAUCAUCUCUAGGUUGAUGGUCCUGCAUUACAGAGGAAAAAGGGAUCAUGAGAUCAAUAUGCUCGUGAAUGCUAGGGACGCACUUCGUGAGGCUGCUGGCAUCUCAGGGGUUGUAGUCCUCAAUUCUAGGAAUGAAAGCGAGGCUAUCAAAAACAUCUUGAACAAUGUUACAAGUUUGUUGGACAAGACAGAGUUGUUUGUUGCCAAUAAUCCAGUUGGAGUUGAACCUCGAGUGCAAGAAAUUGUUCAGUUGCUAGACCAAAAGCAAGCAAACGAUGUUCUACUACUAGGGGUAUGGGGGAUGGGAGGCAUUGGUAAAACAACUAUUGCAAAAGCAAUUUACAAUAAGAUUGGCCGUAAUUUUGAGGGAAGGAGUUUCCUUGCUGAUAUUAGGGAAGUUUGGGGGCAAGAGGCUGGCCAAGUUUCUUUACAAGAGCAACUUCUAUUUGAUAUCAACAAAGAAAACAAUAUAAAGAUACGAAUGGAUCGAAAUGAUGUUAUACAUAUAUUAAAUGGUUGUGGUCUUUUCCCAGAGAAUGGGAUACGUGUCUUGGUAGAGCGAAGUCUUGUAACUGUAGAUGAUAAGAACAAACUUGGAAUGCAUGAUUUGCUACGGGAUAUGGGAAGAGAAAUUAUUCGAUCAAAAUCACCUAUGGUGCUUGAGGAGCGUAGCAGGUUAUGGUUUGAUGAGGAUGUGCUUGAUGUGUUAUCAAAAGAAUCUAAACUCAGGUUGCUUCAACUGUCUGGUGUAGAACUUGUUGGAGAUUUUGAAAAUCUUUCGAAAGAUCUUAGAUGGCUUUGUUGGCAUGGAUUUCCUUUUGCCUUCAUACCAACAAGCUUUUAUCAAAGAAGUCUAGUUUCUAUUGAGUUAGAAAACAGUAAGAUUACAAUGAUGUGGAAGGAGACCCAGCUGAUGGAGAAGUUGAAAAUUCUUAAUCUUAGCCAUUCACAUUAUUUAACAAAGACUCCAGACUUUUUGAAUUUGCCUAAUCUUGAAAAGCUGGUACUCAUAGAUUGUCCAAGCCUAUCUGAGGUUUCAUAUACCAUUGGACAUCUCACUAAAGUUCUCCUAAUAAAAUUUCAAGAUUGUAUUAGCCUUCCUAACCUUCCAAAAAGUAUCUAUAAAUUGAAAUCUCUUAAAACACUCAUUCUUUCUGGAUGUUUAAUGAUUGACAAGUUGGAAGAGGACAUAGAACAGAUGCAGUCUUUGACGACCCUUAUUGCAGAUAAGACUGCAAUAACAAGAGUGCCCUUUUCAAUAGUUAGAUCGCAAAGUAUUGGAUAUAUUUCAUUAUGUGGUUUUGAAGGAGUUUCACGCGACGUGUUUCCAUCAAUCAUUUGGUCUUGGAUGUCACCAGCAAAUAAUCUCUCUUGUGUUCAAACAUUUGUGGAUAUGUCAUCACUUGUUUAUUUAGAUGCUCCAAAUAGCAGUUCCAAUCAGCUAUCAUAUAUCACUGAGGAGCUUCCACAGCUUCAAAGUCUUUCGAUAGAGUGUGGCUCGGACCUUCAACUUUCUCGAGAUACAACAAGUAUUUUGGAUGCUUUAUAUAAUUCAAAUUCUGAAGAAUCUGAGUCAUCUACAACUACAUCACAAAUGCAAAAUGUAUUUACAUUGAUUGAAUGCAAAUCAAUGUCAAAAUGUUUUGUGAAAACACUUUUAAUUCAAAUGGGAACUAGUUGGGAAAUGACCCAUGUUCUGAAACAGAGAAUUUUACAGAAUAUGACAAGUAAUGACAGUGACUGUUUGCUCCCUGGUGACUGUUAUCCAGAUUGGUUAUCCUUCAGUAGCAACAGUAACAACGGUUCUUCUGUGACUUUUGAAAUCCCUCAAGUGAAUGGGCGUAACUUGAAGACAAUGAUGUGCCAUAUCCAUUAUUCUUCCCCUGACAAUAUAACAUCAGAUGGCCUUAAAAAUUUGUUGGUGAUAAAUCUCACAAAGACCACCAUUCAGCUUUUUAAAAGAAACGCAUUAGCAUCGUUUAAAGAUGAGGAAUUGCAGAGGGUACUAUCAAACAUAGAGCCUGGAAACAAGUUUCCACGCAGUAGUUUUGAGUGA